Rhopalosiphum padi (bird cherry-oat aphid) is the source of this 1706-nucleotide messenger RNA. Its product is annotated as rho GTPase-activating protein gacZ-like. The record is from RefSeq and is a predicted model, not a curated record. Lineage: Eukaryota; Metazoa; Arthropoda; Insecta; Hemiptera; Aphididae. The transcript is spliced from 6 exons. Bases 167 to 1171 code for a protein of 334 amino acids.
CCGAAUGGCCGCACAGUAAGUUAAUGGCCAGUUGGCCGUCGUGUAAAACUGGAAAACAAAAGAAAUAACUCAUCUUCUUAAAAAUCGUUCAAACCCAACCUACCGUCCGCGUUCGCUUUUCACUUUUAAUAUUUUAACUGUUUAAAUCAUAAGUUAAUCGCUCGAUAUGGUAAAUAAGUGCAGUGUGACUUGUUGCAGAAGCCUGUACGCGAAGGACGAUGUCAAAGUUAGAUUACACAGGUUUCCUUUAUCGGAUCCAGAAACACUACCUUUGUGGAUAGCUGCCACCGGUAGAGAAAAAGAUUGGAAACCUUGUAAAAGUAGUAGAUUGUGUGGCAAUCAUUUUGAAAAAUCUGAAUAUAUAAUUGGCCAUGGCAAAGGUGUUUUAAAGACAAAAUCAAUCCCGACAAUUGAAUAUCGUACAGAGGAUAUGAAAUACCAAAAAAAGAAGUCGCUAAAUUCAAGCAGUGAUGACGGGCAAAUGAACAAAUAUUUAAAUGAAAUUAGUGAUACAAAUGUUGAAAUUGUUCAACUUGACUAUUAUGAUCUAAAUAAUGAACAUCAAAAUAAGGGUAACAAUUGUGGUAAUGAAGAAUCAUAUUAUAAUAAUGAGAAUGUAAAUAUAGAAGAUGAAAAAUACAUAAGAAAAGAUAAACAUGUUAAUUUUUCAAACUCUGAGAGUGAUUAUGACAACAGAGAUAAUUCUAAUUGUGACGAGGCCUUAAAAAAUGAAUAUGAAGAUUUUAACUAUGAAACAAACAAUGAUAUUUGUAACCGAGAAAAUCAAUGUUAUAUGUUUACAAGCAGUUUCAAGGAAGGUGCCGAACCCAUAGUUUUAACAUCUCCGGAUGAAAAACCAUCUGAAGUAUCAUUGAGCAUGAAUAUUGACCAAUCAAUAGCGGAUUCCAAUUUUAAUAAAAUUAUGGCUUUAAAAUUAAAAAAACAAAGACGCACUAAAGAUAUUUAUUCAUUAUACUUCAAGUCUCUAAGGAAAAAAAAUUUUCAAAAACAACAAAAAAAUUUAAGUUCUUUUAACAAUGAGACAGCGUCAUUUGCUGCUUUUAUAGAAGCUCAAAUGAAAGAUUUACGUAAAAAUAAACAAGUUUAUUUAACAACAAAACACAAAAUUCAAAAAAUACUAAUGAAAGCACAGCUUGAAAUAGCAAAUUGAAUCAAGUUUGAAAAAUGGCCCAAUUUUAUUAGUAGUUUUCGUUUAAUCUAAUAAUAAAUUUAUACAUACCAUACAUUAUACUAUUAAAAUUAUAUCAUAUAGUAUUUUAUUAAUGUAGAAUAAUAUUUUUAUUAUAAUAUGUAAGACUAAUAAUGUAAAUUGUAUUAUAGUUUGUAGAUGUAUAUGCAAACAUUUAUUUAAUUUUAUAACAUUUUAUUUAUAUAUUAAUAAAUUAUAAUUAAAUGAAACAUUUUUAUUUUAAGUUUUUACCUUAAAUAAUUUUACUCUAAAACUAAACAAACUUAUUUGAUUUAAUUUUAAGAUGAUAUCACUUAUUUAUUGUAUUAUCUAACUAACAUAACAAGAAAAAUUUAGCGUUUAGCAGAAACUACUUUGUGUUAGAUUUUUAAUAUUAGAAUAAACUAUCUUAUUUUUUUACUAAAAAAUUAGAACAUUACUUGUAUUUUCAAUUUUUAAUGAAGUUAUUAGCACUUAAAAAGUAAUAUUUUACAUAGGUGCCUACUCCAGCUUUAAA